AUGGAGGACGAUUUAAUCGAUUUGAAUAUCGAUUUAAAUCGCGCAAUAGAAGAAGAGUUGUAUAAUUAUGAAGAGAAUCAUAAAGAAGUAUGCGACGUUGAAGAUGAAGGCACAUCUCAGCAAGUUAUGGUUGCAGAUCAUUGUAUUGAAGAAGAAACUGGUGGAGAAGACUGUGUAGGUCAUAUGAUGAUUGAUCAUCUAAACUACUGCUACAAGUUAAAAAUGAAGCAAAUUGAUGGCAAGGAUUCACAAACACUAGUGAACAAACUGUAUAACUUACAACCAAUAGAUCCUGAGUUCUUUUUCAGAGUAAGACUCAAUGAUGAAGGAAAAGUUGAGUGUCUAUUUUGGAGGGAUUCAUUGAUGAGAGAAGAUUACAAAAUAUAUGGAGAUGUUCUAGUUUUUGAUACUACAUUCAGAACCAAUAAGUACAAUCUCAUAUGUGCUCCAUUUCUUGGUAUCAAUAACCAUUGGAAAAACACAAUGUUUGCUUGUGCUUUCAUUGGGGAUGAAACCACUGAAUAUUUCGUUUGGGUGUUUGAAACUUUUCUGAAGGCUAUGGGAGGAAAGCACCCUGUUUCAAUUUUCACUAAUCAAGAUGCAGCUAUUGCUGCUGGAAUAGAACAUGUUUUUCCUUCUUCAAGACACAGAUUAUGCUUGUGGCACUUGAGUAAAAAUGCAAACAGUAGAUUUGGUUUAUUCAAGACUGAUAAAAACUUCAAAAACGCAUUCUACAAGUGUUUAAGUAGGUGUAUAACACCAAAUAAUUUUGAAGAAACUUGGAAAUCUAUGAUCAACACUUUUAAGCUGGAAAAUGAUGACUGGUUCAACAGAUUGUAUGGUCUUAAAGAAAAAUGGUGUACAACUUUAAGUAAAGAUUUUUUUUCUGCUGGUAUACUUUCAUCACAAAGAAGCGAAAGCACAAACCAUGUUGUUGCAUUUAAAGCAAAUAAAAGUACAACAUUAACAGAGUUCUAUAGUAUUUUUCAAGCUACAAUAAAUCGAUGGAGAAAAACAGAAGAAAAAGACGACUUUGACUGUACAAGAGGAAUACCUACUUCAGAGCUAAGUAUGAGUGCUAUAUUAAAACAGGCAGCGAAUGUAUACACAAUAACACUUUUUCGUGAUUUUGAAGAAGAGUUCAAGCUUUUUGUGGAUCAAGGUAAAAAGUUCAAUUCAAAAUUGAAGAUUCAACUAUCACUUGCACAUGCAAAAACUUUGAAGAAUCUGGAUGGGCAUAACAUAGCAAAGACCAGAAAAUUUAUCGAGGAGAAGUUUAUAACAUAUAAUAAAGAAGUUGAUGAAAUCAUAAAAAAGGAAGAAGAAAGGAAGGCAAAAGAAGAAGCUGCAAAGAUAGCAGAACAAGAAAAGGCAAAAGCUGAAGCACAACGAGAAACACAAGACGGGAAAUCAACUAAUUCUGAAAUAACAAUUGUGCUAGAUCCUGAUCGCGCUAAUACUAAAGGAAAGAGUAAGAAGAGAAUAAAGGGUCAAUAUGACAAUUACAAGCAGCCAUCAAGAAAAGGAAAAAAGAAACACAAAGAAUUUGGAUCAAAGACACCAAGUAUUCAAUUAUUUACACCUAAAGAACAACUAUUUUAG
Molecule: messenger RNA, 1602 nt
Organism: Spinacia oleracea (spinach)
Lineage: Eukaryota; Viridiplantae; Streptophyta; Magnoliopsida; Caryophyllales; Amaranthaceae
Product: protein FAR1-RELATED SEQUENCE 5-like
Exons: 6
Coding region: 1-1602 (533 amino acids)
Source: RefSeq, a predicted model, not a curated record